GAUCUAUUCGUUGCUACACGCGUAUAGUCAGGCUAUAGGUAGGUUUACAAUAUGGUGGCCUUGCUUGGCUUCUCGUCCCGGCAGUCUACUCGAGUUUCGCUGCCUAGGUCCUCGCCGCCGAAAUCUCGUAACACCCCUCGACGCGUUACCAACAGCAGUUUAUUGUUCACGUGUGCAGCCCAAGAAUGGACCCGAGCAAUCUGGGAAUUUCGCAAUUGCAGGUAGCAUAUUCUACUGGUCCAAUCAAGCCGGCCGAUGUCGUCCGCCAGGUCUAUCAGUCGAUCGCGGAAUAUCCUGACAAAGCUGUGUGGAUUCAUCUGCUGCCAGAAUCCGAAUGUCUUGCCCGAGCCCAAGCCUUAACGGACCACCAUGAUCCGGACUCGCUGCCCCCUCUGUUUGGCGUACCUUUCUCGGUCAAAGACUCCAUCGACGUAGCCGGUUUACCUACCACUCUGGCCUGCCCAUCUUUUGCCUACAUCGCCGAAAGAACUGCACCUGUUGUGUUGAAGCUUCUACAAGCUGGAGCAAUUCUGAUAGGCAAGACCAACCUUGAUCAGUUUGCCACGGGUCUCGCUGGCGUUAGGUCACCGUACGGCGUACCGCGUUGCGCGCUUGACAUCGACUAUAUAUCUGGCGGAAGUUCAUCAGGCUCCGCGAUUAGUGUUGCAGCCUCUCUAGUCUCCUUCACGGUAUGCACAGAUACUGGAGGAAGUACGAGAGUGCCUGCUGCUCUGAAUGGACUGGUUGGCUUGAAACCCACGUUGGGCGCGGUCAGCACCACCGGAUUAUUUCCCGCUUGCAAGAACAUAGACUGCGUCUGUGUCAUGGCACGGACGGUUGACGAUGCGAAAACUUUGUAUGAUAUUGUGCAAGGUUAUGACUCAAGCGACGCCUUCUCUCGGAGAGAGCUUCCUACUUGGGCUCCCUGGAGUGACUCAGUACGAUUUGCGAUACCUGAUGGUGAGGACUUGCAAAGCCUUUCGCCAACAUAUGCUGGUUUAUUUGAUGAUGCUGUAGCAAAUGUCCAGCAACGGCCUGAUUUUGUAAAGACCAACUUUGAUUAUAGCAUUUUUAGAAAGGCAAACCAGAUGCUCUACGACUCGUCAAUUGUCGCACAGCGCCUCUUGGCCUUCCAACCUUACAUUCGCACUGAGGGACUUGAGAAACUCCACCCAGCGAUCAAAGCAACUUUCGAAUCUGCAGCAGCGAAUGCAUUCGAUGCAACACGAGCCUACGAAGACAUUUUCACUCUGGCCCACUACAAACGACUAGCCGAAGAGGAGUUCAAGAAGAUCGAUAUCAUCAUUGUUCCUAGUACCGUAUGCCACUGGACAAUGGCAGAGUUGGAAGAAGAGCCUAUGGAAAGGAAUAAAGUCAUGGGUCAAUUCACGAAUUUUGUGAAUCUGUUGGACCUUUGUGCCAUCAGUAUUCCUGCCGGGACUUGGAAGAGCUGCAAUGGCAAACUUAUGUCCUUUGGCGUUACUGUUAUUGGACAAGCUGGCAAAGACAAUGAAAUUAUGGAGGUCGGCAGGAAGCUGAUGUACUGAGAUCAACUGUCGUCAAAGCUAAGUAUCUGAACGAAGGAAUAGACAAUACCGAUUGCUCGUUGAUCACGAAUAUAUGUUUUGACAGGCUUGUGCUCAAAAGAG
Molecule: messenger RNA, 1649 nt
Organism: Aureobasidium subglaciale EXF-2481
Lineage: Eukaryota; Fungi; Ascomycota; Dothideomycetes; Dothideales; Saccotheciaceae
Exons: 1
Coding region: 186-1547 (453 amino acids)
Molecular function (GO): catalytic activity
Source: RefSeq, a predicted model, not a curated record